This is a messenger RNA of Armigeres subalbatus, 8451 nucleotides long. RefSeq names its product whirlin (gene dysc). The record is from RefSeq and is a predicted model, not a curated record. Gene Ontology annotation, cellular component: cilium; stereocilia ankle link complex; stereocilium tip. Gene Ontology annotation, biological process: rhabdomere development. Gene Ontology annotation, molecular function: protein binding. The transcript has 18 exons. Bases 2413 to 5112 code for a protein of 899 amino acids. NCBI's taxonomy places the organism in Eukaryota, Metazoa, Arthropoda, Insecta, Diptera, Culicidae.
UGAACCGUCAAGGACCGCUCCCUUGAAAUUGGACGGACGAGCAAGGAAAUCAGCAUUAUCGGCAGUAGCAGUAGUAGCAGCAACGAUAAGUGCUUCUUUCGCUAACUUUUACUUGCUGGUGGGAUCAGGUUUUGAACAAUCGAGAAAGAUUUGCACGUCUCGCGAGGGGCGACACGUCCUUCAGGGUGUGAAAAAAUGCGUAAAAGCAAAAAUGAGGGUAAUUAAAUUAUAGAAACAAAAAGAAAAAUUCUGCCUUUAUUGAAGUGAAACCAAGAGUGAGGAGUGAAGCUUAGUGGGGUGGUGAAAGCGAAAAAAUAGCAAAUUUUCACGAUGAAGUUCCAUUUGCGUCUCGGUUGUGGUUGUGUUGGUGGAUAGUGCUGAAGGCGAUGGUGUGGCAGAAGGCACGGCUCAUCCCGAAGAGCAAGGACAUCAGUCAGUGGGCGGUACGGGAAGGUACUGCCACCUAGUGCCUGGUGAACCGUGUCAUAAUUCUCGAGGUGCAAAAAUAGUGACGACUCAACGUAAUGGGUUGAGAAGGUCGAUUGGCGAAGACCUUUCGCGAAGCACCUCUGGGUCAAGUAACACACCUUCGCAGCUUGCUGGCAGAGCCACUCGCUGCUUGGUGCUGGUGAAGGAAUUUUGCGUUGAGUCAACAUCUCACUGAGAGCUGGUGUGUGAGUGCGCUCCCCAUCAACGAUUGUAGAGACGAUGUGAUUGUAUAGUGAGAGGGGGAGUAUUAUUUUUUUCUCGGUUCGAGUAUCGAAGGAAAGCGUAUCGGAGACUGUAAACGAAAGGAUUAUGUCGCGUGAAAGAAGUGGUCAUUUGCCAUAAUCCCGUGUUGAGAAUGGUUACGGUAGAACGCCGAAAGCGAGGCUUUUGUUGAGAAGGUCAUACGCAUUGGAAGUCAACUCGUGAUGAUAUUCUGCAGAAUGACGACAAAUGGACCUUAAGAUGGAUUUAUGGUGCACUUCAUACGGAUUGCUCACUGGAAAAUAGAAAGUGGAGUCGAGCAGAAACCAGAAGCUAAUCGCAUUUACUACAUAAGUGUUCUAGUGCGUUAUAAUAAGUGUCUGCUUUAUGUGUAUUUUACAUUGAAGUUGUUGUUGCUUAAUGAUUAGUGGAAUACAUUGCAUUACUAGUGAUAUUAGGAGUUACUCAAGAAUUUAUGAAAUACAGAAGCAGAAAAAUAAUACGACCGAUAGAUUAAGGUUAAAAUUACUGUUCAUAAACCUGAAUUCCAUCUACAUUAUCAUAGAAAAAGUGUCAUAGCGAACAUAAAUUUUCAUCUCCAAAAGAAAAAAAAAACUCAUUCAAUGUCGUGUUUCUCACCCAACGAAAAGCGCCCCCUUUUCAAAGCAUUUCGGCAAACCACCCACUUCGACCUAUCAUCGCUGCACGAUGGCGAAUGUGAGAGAGACGAACACGUCAACUGAGCGCGAGAGCCACAACCGUCGAAUUGAUAAGGCGAACACGUGAAUGAGCCCACGACUCACUAACUCACGACUUCCACCCACAACCUGUUUCCUCACUAACCGAAUACAGGACUGGCUCCAAGGCACCCAACACGGUUUCCCGUCGAACUCCGUUCCGUAGUGAGGGAGCAUCGGGUGGUGGAUUCAGUGUCACUGUCAGUGAAGCGCGAAUGUAUGCGUGCCAACGUGGUGCUUUUCGAAAACACUGAGCAGAAACUUCAAUAACAAAAAAUGUGACAACAACAAAAACCUCGCCAUUCGUGAAUGAGAGUGAGUAUCAUAUUUUACUCCGGGGGGUGCGGAAGAAGCCAAGGAAGAAAUUUGGUCGAUGUAACAUCGAAAGGAAAUGUAGUUAACCAGUGAUGGGAAUUUUCUCCGAUUUGCAUUGGUGUGUGUGCGUAUCGCUAGGCGAAGGAAGAAACGUCAAGUGAAGGACGGGAUGGUGAAACAGAAGAAGUCAAGCACGAAUUUUGCUGAUUCAAGAUGUGUAGUACUACGACUGAUGAGUAGAGAAAAUUGGUGAACAGUUGGAACGGCUGUUGCGGUUUUGUGGAAGAAAGGAAACGUGUGACAAAACAGUGAAGAAAAAACUACGAAUAUCGACUAGCUGUUGAAAAUUGCGACGACGACUACUGGUGUUGGACGAAGAAGAUAACGAAAGAAAGGAAAUCGAAUGGAUUAGUGCGGAGUUUCGAAGAAUACGUGUGCUACAGAAAGUGCUACAGUUUACAAAUACUUAUUAGACAUCGACGUCGGUGGUGAAGUGCAGGAAGGAGGAGCAUCGAUUGAAAUUUGAAAUAACGGAUCAUCAAUAUUUUACAACGGAGCUGUCACCAACGGUUCGGCAUGUGUUAACGAAUGAGGAUGAGUGAUGGAUUUUCCGCCUGUUGUGGAUAAUAGUUUACAUUUGGGAUAACGUUAGCGGAAAAGGUGUGCGGAAAUGCGCUUAGGGGGCGCCCCCGGUGGCGGAGACCCCCUAGCGAUGGGUGCCGGGAACGACUACGCCGAGCUGUGCGACCUGGGCCCGUCCCGUUGGAGCUCCAGGAGCGGCUACCAGCAGGUCUCGCCGCCGGUCAACUCGAUCUACCACCACACUGGCGGCAGUAUCGCUGGUGUCGGCGUCGGCGGCGUUGGCGUUGUUGGCGGUGGGCCCAGUGCCGGCGGCGUCGUUGGCAGUACCGGCGGGACCACCCUGUCCUCCUCCGGCGGGGCCACCAUUCGGUCCAACAGCUUCGAAGCCGAGGACGUCAUCGGGCCGUACGGCACCUCGUCGGCCCGGAUCGGCAACAGCACAAGCUCCCUGCGAGGACGUUCAGGUACAGUUCCAAAUUCUACCAGACAUAAUGGUAAGAAGCGGCCUAUCUCGCCAGAGCAGGUCAUAAGAUUGUUUAACACACAAAGUUCGUCUUCUUCAGUUCCUACUAGUUAUCAUAGUAACGGCACGAGAGAUCGGGGCCGUCGCAGUCCUGCCAGCAGUCCGCCUUCUACCACCCACCAGAUCUACCGAGAUCGGGAUCGGGAUCGAAGCAUACCGAACAUUCACCAACUGACGACGCGCACGGUGAACAUGUCCCGUGACCAGCAAACCGACGCCAGUCACGGGUUCGGCAUCUGCGUCAAAGGAGGAAAGGAUUCAGGUGUCGGCGUGUACAUAUCGCGAAUAGAGGAAGGUUCGGUAGCGGAACGAGCCGGUCUCCGGCCCGGUGAUACGAUACUGGAGGUGAACGGAACUCCAUUCACCGCCAUCAACCACGAGGAAGCGCUCAAGAGGUGUGUGCAGAUCCUGAAAUCGUCGCGGCAGAUCAGCAUGACGGUGCGAGCGCCCCCGUCCGCCGGGGCGUCCAUGAUCAACUCGACGGCGCCGCUGCAUGGGUUCGGGCCACCUCCGAGCGUGGUUGGGAGCACCAGUCGGCUGGCGGCCGCCGUGGCCGAUCCGCUGGGCGGCGCCGGUCUCGCUGGCGUCCCAGCUGGAUCGGUGGUUGGUGGCGGCGCUCCGGUGGGGGUAUACCCACCGCCCCCGAACCGGCAAACCUGCUCCUGGAUGGACCGCCAGGGGCGACCCGCCUCGCCGCCGUACGAGUACGGUGGCCGCCGGCCGGAGCGACGGGAUCGUGUUCGAAGGGUUGAACUAGUGAUAGAACCCGGCCAAUCCCUAGGACUGAUGAUAAGGGGUGGCGUGGAGUACGGAUUAGGAAUUUUUAUUACCGGCGUCGACAAGGACAGCGUAGCGGAUCGGGCUGGACUGAUGGUCGGCGACCAAAUCCUAGAGGUGAAUAAUCAAUCAUUCAUGGACGUUACCCAUGACGAGGCUGUUAGUCAAUUCAAGUUCCACAAACGGAUGUCGCUGCUGGUGCGGGACGUCGGAAAAGUGCCACACUCGUGUACCACCGUUGAACCAGAACCGUGGGACGCCUACAGUCCGACCGGAGUGAGAACGCGCCGAAAAUGUCCGGUGUCAGCGAUGGUAGAAGAAAAAGCCAGAUCCUUAUUACCUCGUCAUCAUUUUGCUAACUUAUCAUAUUAUAUAGCGGAAUAUGGUGCUAGAGGAAUGACCAUAGAGGCCUUCGUAUCUGUUUUAUUAGAAAUGUUAGAUACACCCGAAAAGCAUACUUUAGUAACAGAAAUAAGAGAAUUAAUUUUUCCUGAAGACAGGACGCGAUAUGACGAACUUGUAUAUAGGAGAGGGAGAGACGUUUACGGUGAUCCAUUAGAUAGGCAUAGGAGAAAAGAUCAUUUACCUCAUUCGCACGAUUUGCCGGUUUCAGACACGGAUCUGGAAGUGAUCGAGGCGACCGGCCGAGGUCUGGCGGACGACCCCGGUGCAGUGGCGGCAGCGGCAUCGACGGCUACAGCCGGGAACAUCCCGGACAUCCGCAAUCGUCCACCGGCACCACUGCCGUAUCGGCCAAUGUCGGCCGGGCCGAUUCUCCACCACCAUCCACCAUCGUCGUCGUCAUCGUCCCGUCAUCUGAAUACAUCGCAGAGCCACCUGGCGGAUUUGGGCAGCGGUGGGACGCCGAAUCGGGUCGCGUUCGGGGCUGGUCUCGGUGCCCCCUCGCCGCCGGCCGGUGUCCUGGGGCUAAACCCUCUGUACCACCCGAACCGGCACAAAAUCUCCUCGUCGUCUAGCGAUGUGGUCAAACAGUUGAAGAACAAGGAUUACAAUGAUCCGUCACGACCUAGGAGAGGCAGCGAGACUCAGCUAUCGAGGGCGGAUUACGACUCGUCGAUGCAGCGCCUACCGAUGGACCAGAACGGCUCAUCGCUGGAGCAGAGCCAAGACCAGCCACCACAUAUUGUACCUGACCACCGAGGAAACCUUCACAUCACGGUGAAAAAGUCGAAGCCCAUACUCGGCAUCGCGAUCGAGGGUGGGGCCAACACCAAGCACCCACUGCCGCGCAUCAUCAACAUCCACGAACACGGCGCAGCGUACGAUGCCGGUGGACUGGAGGUAGGCCAGCUGAUACUGGAGGUCGACGGUAACAAAGUCGACGGAAUGCACCAUCAGGAUGUCGCCCGACUGAUAGCGGAGUGUUUCGCCGCACGCGACAAAAACGAUAUCACCUUUCUCGUAGUCGAAGCAAAAAAAUCAAACCUAGAACCGAAACCAACAGCAUUAAUAUUUUUAGAAGCAUAGCAUUUGCUAUCCCUGCCGGCUAGCGAUCCGGAUAAUUCUGAAGUGCCAGAAAAAGGGAUCGACCUUACCGCUGAUAAAUUGAAGUGAGUUUUCUUUUCGUUCGAGUUAUGGGUUUACCACUUUGAGUUCUUCCGUAUUCGUCUUCUGUAUCUUCGUUUCUUCGAGAAAUGGGAAAAGUUUGCGGAACCUUCAAAGCUAUGCAGACAUCAACCCGUGAAGAGUAUCGCAAACUUUUCUCGGAUUGUCAACACUGUUUUUCGUUUUUCUUCAAACUCCAAAAUAGCAUGAUCGAACUGCGCUCCGGAAGACUUAGCCCUGGAAGACUAUUUUCAGAAGAAAAUGUUACAUUUUAGAGUGUGAUAUUCGUGAAAUUUACUCAAACCAAAUGUUACAGUUACAAAGCUAAGCAAACACUGCCGUACUUAUAAAUGUUUAAACACUUAUUAAGAAAACGAGGAAAUCAACACUUCCCUAACUGUCUGGUUAUUAUAUUAUGAUGGUUAACGAGUCUAAUGUUUAUGCUGUUGUUAGAAGAAAGUAAACUAUUUACACUGCUAGAGGUGUAAUUUGUAUCAUGUUCCUCGUUCUAUUCCUAGUCUAAAAUCUAUCUAUCUACAAUCAUAUUUGCGUUUCACUGAAAGUAAGUGCUAUUUUAUCCCCACUGUUAUUUAUCUAAGUUCGUCUUUUCGUUUAUCUACAGUUUGAUUUCAUUUAAAAAAGAAAACAAUCAGCAGAAAAGAUAAGAAAGAAUUCUUUAUUCGCGGUAAUUCAGAGAUAUUCUAGCCGUCAGGGAUGAAAAACCAGGUUCAAAACCAAACACUACCAAACAAACAAAAAAAAACUAAGCAAAAGCAAAACGACAAACCAACUGAUACAAUCCUGAACAAAUCAUCAGUCAAACUUUCAUUACAACUUUAUAUUAACCUAGAGCAAACAGAGAGAAGAAGCAAAAUCACACCAAAUGUUCAUGUCUGAACAAGUUCGGAAAUGCGGUUGACGAAAAAGCUUCACGCGAGCAAACGCUUGUUGGGAUGGCACCCGCCUACCGGUAUGCAACCAAGCGUUCGCUUCAGGGAUGCGCGUCACGGCGCAAGCGUUGAACCGAGCGUCACCAAAUAGUAGGGAUGCGCCAAAUUCGCUAAAUCCCUGGUAGAAAGUAAUAAUCAUUUUGCAAUAAAUUGUGAUUGUAUUGCGUGUGUGUAUGUGAAGUGUGUAUGGCUGAGCGAGUUGAACGUUCAUUAAACCAUUUGAAAAACUUUAAAAGAUAGAAUCGUUACUAUAUUUGUUGACUCGUGAUUAAGGGCUUAUUCGUGUGUUAUUAUUCAACUUUCUGUUCCGAUAUUUCCGCUAAUUUUUGUGCUAAACGUAGACAGAAGGCGCAGGUUAUGCUUGAACGAGCGCUUUCCCACCCCUGAUUGCGUCAGGGCUGAGUAAACUUUGCUUAGCGAAACUGAGAGCUUGUUGAAGUGUGCAAUGAUGAGACUUGCUUCGGCGACAUUUCUGCUUAGUAUACAGUACACAAACAGGACAUUCGUACACAGUCACGGUAUCGAACAAUCCCAGAACAAAUUCCAAAUGGUAUGAGUCUAAAUACAUUAAUGCUGCGCUGUUUUCUUCAGCUAUUUUGGGGAAAGCAGUCGAUGAUGGUGAUGAAACUAGAAUCAAGUUGAGUGGAUCGGUCUAGGAUAUGAUUGACUGAGGUUUAGGGUAAAUGAGGUUUUGUAAGGCCCAGCAGACAACUAGUAGAAGUAAGCGGAAGUAGUUGAAGAGCCAGAGGAACUCGAGCUAAAUAUGUGUGCUUUAAUGGUUAUGGCUAAGCGGCUAGAUGCUAUUGGUAUUUGUUAUUUUGCUCAUGUGAAAACGAGGUGCUUUUACAAAAUAGAUACAUAAUGGUUAAAUGCUUGCGGCUGGAGCGUAGAUUGCCGAGAAGGAUUUGUGCAAAUAAAAAAAAUAAUCAUCACGCAUGAAUAGAAAACAAUACGGUGCUUUUAGUGUAAUAUCUUCACUUGUCAUAAAACGUCUUUUGACAUGCGAUUACUCAUACCAUACUUGGGAACGUACAAAAUAUGUCACGAUUUCAGGAAAAAGGAAUUCAAAAUGAAGACUCAAGGGGAGUGAUCUCUAUCAGCACAGUUCCGGCUGAUUUGGUUUUAGCAUGUGUUGUGUAGUUUCAUUUGGUCGUAUAUAAGUCACAGUAACUUAUAUAUGACAAGUGUGCUGCUCGGGAUAUAAUCAAAUUUUAUGUAACGUAACAAUUAGAUCUAACCGUUGCGAAAAAAGGUUUUGGAUAUGUUUGAAUCGAGAUUAGCCAAAAACUCUAUCGAAUAUCAACAUCUAUGCAUCUGUUUUGAUGCACAAAUUUCUUUGGGUUGAAUUCUUCACUUCAUAGAGGAAACCAGGUUUAAACAUAUGAAAAAACGCAGCUUAAGAGUUAAGCGGAGGUCAUGAAAUUGUCUCUAAACAAAACCUUCUUUAUUCUGCUCGUUCAACAAUCUUUUUCUCAAAGAAGUGAAGCAAAAUUGAAUUUCCACUGAGAGUUUCGUCUGUGAUAUUAAGCCUGUCCAAUGCCACGUACAGCCCUCGUUGGAGUUUUGCCACUAGCGCUCUGAUCACUCUACCUUUAUAGACGAUGGAGAUGCCAUCUGCGAAAAGAGAAUGCCACCUUCUGGAGAUCUAGCAUGUCGGAGGAGAACAGUUUGAACUAUAGGGUACGAGAGAUACUGCCCCGAGGGGACAUCGGAACUCGCUCCGCUGAUUGAAACCCGGAAUAACCGGCCCGACAGAUAGUUGUUGAAUAUGUUGGCCAGGUAGCUGGGAAGAUUGUAGGUUUGUAGUUUGUACACUAGGCCAUCAUUGUCGACCAGGCCACACAGAGACAAACUUGUUACGGACGUUGGUAACUCAGGUCAGUGGUUAAUCGACCACGUCGGAAAUUAAACUGUUCCUCGGGCAAGAUAUUGUGGUGUUCGGCAGACUCAAGUAAAUGUCGAUGAAUCACCUUUUCAAACAGCUUGGAUAGCCCUGUGAGAAGGCUGAUAGGGCAAUAACUUUUGGGAGAGAGAUUCUUCCCAGGCUUCCGGAUGGGGAUUACUUUGACUGACAUCCAGGAUCUUCAUGCUUUUCGAUGAUUUGAUAUAGUCCGCCAAUUCGCCAGCUAAGAUCUCCAACUCCUCCUAGAAGUCGUUAGGAGUUAGAUAGCAUGCUCGUUGACGGCUGCUUCGUGUGGACUGACUAUCUUCUGUUCGAGAUUGUGUGGACUAACGAAGUGACUACCUAUUUUGGUGACCUUCUCUGCAAGAGAUAUCAAACGAUUUUUAGAGCCUUUGUUGUCUAAUGGGA